AUGUUCUCUGCAAAAACAAAACAUUCRCACCUCGACCAGCUUAUUGAGGAUUUUACAAAGUGGGAAAAUGCUACCAAAGAACUUUCCAAAGAAAACACUUCAUUGAAUUCACAAAUACGUACUUUAACCAAACACGUACAGAUAAGCCAAGAGGCUGAAAAAUGCGCUGUGGAAGAACGUAACAGCCUGAGAAGUAUGGUAGAUAAACUUCAGUCUAUUCUUUCCAAGAGAUGCGACCUGGAAGACGAAAAUCGUCAAUUAAAAGAACAAAUCGCGCAAGCCAAAA
Messenger RNA from Exaiptasia diaphana, 286 nucleotides. RefSeq lists its product as uncharacterized. The transcript is spliced from 4 exons. The annotation marks the transcript as partial. NCBI's taxonomy places the organism in Eukaryota, Metazoa, Cnidaria, Anthozoa, Actiniaria, Aiptasiidae. The record is from RefSeq and is a predicted model, not a curated record.